AUGUUGGAGGCGUCGCUGAGCCGGAACUUCUCCCACAGCACCUUCGUGUUCAGAGGUUUCCCCGAGCUGCAGAAACAGCGGCGGCUGCUGGCGCUGCCGUUCUCCGCCUCCUACCUGUCGGCGCUGCUGGGAAACUCGCUGCUGGUGUACGUGAUCCGCAGCGUGGAGAGUCUGCACAGCCCCAUGUACCUCCUCAUCUGCACGCUCUGCGUCGUCGACGUCCUCGUGGUGACCACCAUCGUCCCCAACAUGCUCCUCGGCCUCCUGUUCGACAGGGAUGAAAUCUCAUUGGCCGGCUGCUUGACUCAGAUGUUCUUCACUCACUUCCUGUCCUCACUGGAGUCAACGCUGCUGCUGGCAAUGGCGCUGGACCGCUACGUGGCCAUCUGCCAGCCGCUGCGCUACGCCAAAAUCAUCGACUCGUCCAUGUUCGCGAAGCUCCUGCUGUUCGCUCUGGUCCGCAGCGGCUCCAUCAUGGCGACGCUGGUCGGUUUGGCGGGUUCGCUGCGGUUCUGCGGCUCCAACACGAUCCAGCACUGCUACUGUGACCACAUGGCGCUGGUCAGCCUGGCGUGCGACAGCACGGAGAGGAACAGCGCUAUAGGCCUCGCUGUGAUCGUCUGCUUCGUCGGCGUGGACAUUCCGCUCAUCUUCUUCUCCUACAUGAAGAUCCUGAGCGUGGUCUCGCGAGCGGCGGUGGCCAGCGAGGACCGCUGGAAGGCCUUCCACACCUGCGGCACUCACCUGAUCGUCAUGAUGUGUUUCUACCUGGUGGGCAGCGUCACGUUCCUCUCUCACAACCUGAACAUCCCCAUAGCGACGGACAUCAACACCUUCCUGGGACUGAUGUACAUUCUGUUCCCGGCGACCGUCAACCCCAUCAUCUACGGCGUUCGCACCAAAGAAAUUCGAAACGGCUUUUUGAGGAUUUUUAAACUAAAGACGGUGACGGUGAAAGUUUCUCCUGCUGGAAAAGAACAAAGGUGA
Messenger RNA from Chelmon rostratus (copperband butterflyfish), 987 nucleotides. It is a transcript of the gene or55e1, whose product is annotated as odorant receptor, family 55, subfamily E, member 1. Gene Ontology annotation, biological process: G protein-coupled receptor signaling pathway. The transcript has a single exon. NCBI's taxonomy places the organism in Eukaryota, Metazoa, Chordata, Actinopteri, Chaetodontiformes, Chaetodontidae. The record is from RefSeq and is a predicted model, not a curated record. Gene Ontology annotation, cellular component: membrane. Gene Ontology annotation, molecular function: olfactory receptor activity; G protein-coupled receptor activity. Bases 1 to 987 code for a protein of 328 amino acids.